GGGCCCCGCAGCCAGCCAGAGCCCCCCUUGCUGCUGCUCAAGUGAUAUGCUAGAGAGUCAUUAGAAGAACCCUUUUGGCCCCCAGGGAUGGACCCAAAGCCGCCGGGACGAUCGUCGUCCUGGUCGACCAUAUCUCCUUCCUCGGACUUCUACUAUCGUCCGUCUGGUGAGAUUCUGUCAGGAUCAUACCGUAUCGUGCAAGUACUACCUGGCAGAUAUGAGGAUCCUGUACAUUGUCGCCUACAAGAGGUCCACCUUCGAGACAGCAAUGUGCAAUUCGUGGCGCUGUCGUACUGUUGGAACAAUGGAAAUGCUGCAGAUACCAUCUAUUGCGACGAUCGUGCCAUGACGAUCACCCCCAAUUUGUUUGCGGCUUUGCGCAAUGCGAGAGCGACUAAUUCGACCGUCAACCUUUGGAUAGAUCAAUUGUGUAUCGACCAGAAAAACAUUAUCGACAGGAAUGAGCAAGUUAGUAAGAUGGGUGCCAUUUAUCGAGCUGCGAUGUUCGUUGUCGUAUGGCUGGGAGAGGAGGGCAUCGGAACCAAUGAUGCAAUGGACCUGCCCAAAAGAAUCGCCCGUUACUGGCCGAGGCUCUUUAAGCACCCUCACGAAUUGUUGGAUCCAGAAAAAACUCCGCGAGAAAUCCCAAAAUGGGGCGAGCAUCCGUGGCCGGCUUUCAUUGCACUCCUGACUCGGCCUUGGUUUCGAAGACUUUGGAUUAUCCAAGAGGUCGCAUGUGCGAAAAGCGUUUUGGUAACCUGCGGGAAGGCCACGUCUUAUUGGGAUGAUUUCGUAGGACUGGUGCAAGUUGUGGAGACGGUUCAUCAAUCCAUCACCAAACCGAGUCACAUGUUGGGUUUGAAGAAGACGAUUCAUUACAUCACCUUCAUGCAGGAAUUGAGAACGAUCACAGAAUCAGGGACUAAACAAGCAGUCAAAGAUUAUGCCAGUGAAGAGUCCAUGGCACCAUACGUGCUGACGAUGGCCAAGGAUUGCGAGGCUACCGACCAUCGUGACAAGCUAUUCGCCUUUCACCAUCUCGUACGGCUGUGGAACCGUCCAGAUUAUGCUAUGGAAAUCGACAUGUUGUACAAACUUUUCGCAGGGCAAUAUCUCCAACGCAUCGCCUACGCCAUCUCGGAGUUCAGCUGCGACGAGAAAUCCUUGUCCAGACGACAACUGGAAAUCCUCUAUUCCGCAGGCACCUGCAACCAGUCGAUCAGAUUACCCUCUUGGGUGCCUGAUUGGAGUCUUCCAUGGCAGGCUCGACCAUUGUGGCUUGGGUCCAAAUCAUAUUGCGCUGGAGGAACAGAGGUGAAGGAGUUCGCCCCAACAGCAGAGGUCGACCAAUCCGGUGACCCAAACUUCCGCUUGCCGUUAACAGUCAAGCUGUUUGACAAAAUUCUCGGCGCAGGGAGUCAGACCUUGACAUUGGCAAUUGGUCAUCGCCGAGCAUUACCUGAUGCCCUCCGAAAUUGGAUCUUCGAAGCGCGCGGUCUUGUUCAUCGUCGUCGUGGCGCACAAAGCCCAUAUCAAGAUCAACACGAGGCCAUGGCACGAAUCACGUCGGCAGACCAGGACACCAACGGCGUCCGAUUAUCCCGCGAGGAUGCGAUCAAACAAUACGAUGCGCUGCUGGAAUCCCUCCGCGAGACCGACGAGGACGAACAGCCCUCGCGACAUUCAACCUCGGCCGCAAUCGAGCAAGCCGCAGUCUCUUCCUACGCCGCGAGCUUUGUGCGCGGCAGAGUCUUCUUCCUGACCGAGAAGGGACAUUUCGGCAUCGCACAGGCAGGCAUCACGGCAGGCGACUGUGUCGCCAUUAUCAAAGGUGGAGCCGUCCCGGUGGUUUUGCAUCCACAAGGAACGGCAUGGCAGCUUCGCUGCGAAACGUUUGUGCUGGGGAUAAUGAAUGGCGAGGCAUGGAAUGACGCGAGCAUACCUGCUCAACAGAUUGAGGUAGUUUGACGUGCGCCGAGGCUUUCUCCAUCUCAUCAAUAAUCGGUGUGUUGCGUCGUGCCUUUCGGGCGUACUCGCCCGUGCAAGGCCCGCCUGGGGCACGGAUUGGUCUCGGCGCAAGCCUGUGAUGAACUGCACGACACCUGCAUGCGACUUCGUAGAUGCGCGUACACAUGCCCCAAUGCAACGCGUGAGAAAAAAAAUCCUCCCAAUCACAAUUGCUU
Messenger RNA from Dissoconium aciculare CBS 342.82, 2183 nucleotides. RefSeq names its product HET-domain-containing protein. Bases 88 to 1968 code for a protein of 626 amino acids. The record is from RefSeq and is a predicted model, not a curated record. NCBI's taxonomy places the organism in Eukaryota, Fungi, Ascomycota, Dothideomycetes, Mycosphaerellales, Dissoconiaceae. The transcript has 3 exons.